This is a messenger RNA of Haplochromis burtoni (Burton's mouthbrooder), 4828 nucleotides long. Its product is annotated as ras-related protein Rab-8A. The record is from RefSeq and is a predicted model, not a curated record. Lineage: Eukaryota; Metazoa; Chordata; Actinopteri; Cichliformes; Cichlidae. The coding region runs from base 1709 to 2329 and encodes 206 amino acids. Gene Ontology annotation, cellular component: dendritic spine; endosome; plasma membrane. Gene Ontology annotation, biological process: neurotransmitter receptor transport to postsynaptic membrane; protein secretion; protein localization to plasma membrane. The transcript has 8 exons. Gene Ontology annotation, molecular function: GTPase activity; GTP binding.
ACCAAUUUUUUUGAAUUGACCACUUCCCAUUCAAAAAAGGAGUAGGAGGAAGCAAAUACUUAUUAAUUCCUACCACUAUAGCUCAUUACUUAUCUGUUUUAAUCAUAUAGUCUAAUGUAUACAUAUAUGUUACAAAUAAAUAUACCUAUCUAAUACACAGUCCCUCGUUACAUGUAUAUAUAUAUCUUUAUAAAUGGAUCUAUAAUUCUUUUUACUACACCUAUCAAAAAAAUUAUAUGUCAUUGAAUACAAUUAGACCUUCUUAAUGUACAAUAUAAUAUUUAACACCACUAUGCAUUAAUGUUAUUAAUAUAAAAAUAAGGCUCCUUAAGACAUGGAUGCACAAAAACACUUUUUCUCUCUCCUGGUUAUUAAACUAAACCACAAUUCCUGGCUUAUGCUAUACGCCUAUACCGUCUAAAUAAACAUGUUCACACAGAAACAGAUGAAUAUGACUGUUCACUCAACUCGCUUUUAAAUGCAACUUUUACUUUAAACAGCUAUUAAAAAAAGAUAAACCAGGUAAAAUAAUUAUUGUUGUUUUGUAAUCAUUUAGUUGUUUUGCCUUUCAUCUUUACAGUUUCCUUUUUCACGUUUACUCUACUUUCCAACCUCAUUAGAAGUCCUAAUUGACCCUUUUUUAGGCUGUGGUAAUUUGCAUUUCAUUUUUUUUCUUUUGUUGAAUUGUAAUUCAAAUGGAAGUUGCUUUUUUAAUUAAUAAACACAAAUUUCCCUUGAUUUCCAAGUAUACCGAAAUGUAAGAAACAAUGUAAUCCUGUAGUAGUAGUAUUAAUGUCAGUAAAUGCUUUGAGUUGAAGCUGACAGCAACUCAAAUAACCACUCAUUGCAACCAAGGUAUGCAGAGUAGCACCAGACAUCAAGUCUUGAAGCAGAUGGGCUACAGCAGCAUAGGAGCACAACAGGUGCCUCUCCUGUCAGCUGAGGAUGGGAAACUGAGGAUACAGUUUACACAGGCUCACCAAAACUGGACAACAGACAACUGGGAAAGUAUUGCCUGGCAUUGUUUGAAUGCCAACCCUGCCUGUCUAGGUUGCUGGUGUUGCUGUCCAUGUCCAUCCAUUAAUGCCGUGUCAAUCCCUUAAUUUGUGUACCCAGCUGGAUAAUACAUCAUGUCACAAAGCUCAGAUCAUCCCAAACUGUUUUUUUUUUUUUUGAUAUGACAAUAAGUUCACUGUAUUCAAAUGGCCUCCACAGUCCUCAGCUCUUAAUCUGGGUAGAGCAAUUUGGGUUGUAGUGGAACCCAAAGAUGGAGAUUCACGUCAUGAACCUGUAGCUGACAAAUCUGCAGCAACUUUGUGAAUUUGAACCAAAAUCUCUGGGGAAUGUUUGGAGCACAUUGCUAAAUCUAUGCCGUGAAGAAUGAAAGCAAUUCAAAAAGCAAAAAAGAAACCCAAACUGGUCCUAGCAAGGUGUACAUAAUAAAAUGGCAAGAACAAAACUUUAUAUUGAAUUAAGGCAAUAGUUAUACAGUAGAGUAACAAGUACAGUAGAUUAAAAAAAAAAGCAUAAAGUAGCACAGGUUAAAUAAGUCACAAUUAUAACCUGGUCUACCUUAAGUAAGCCAACAAUCUAAAAGCCUCACGGUCACAGUCUGAAACGCUGUUGAAUUCCGGGCCAGCAGGGGGCGUCAUUCCAGCUCAUUUACAUUGCUUCUUUGCCGGGCGGGAUUUCCGCAAUAAUAUCAAGUAUGGCGAAAACAUACGACUAUUUGUUUAAAUUACUGUUAAUCGGAGACUCUGGUGUCGGGAAGACCUGCGUCCUGUUCAGGUUUUCGGAAGACGCCUUCAAUUCAACGUUUAUCUCAACUAUAGGCAUUGAUUUCAAGAUUAGGACAAUAGAGCUUGACGGCAAGAAGAUAAAGUUACAAAUAUGGGAUACAGCUGGUCAGGAACGCUUCCGAACAAUCACAACAGCCUACUACAGAGGUGCAAUGGGCAUCAUGCUCGUCUACGACAUCACAAACGAAAAAUCCUUUGAAAAUAUCAAGAACUGGAUAAGGAAUAUAGAAGAGCAUGCGUCAGCGGACGUUGAGAAGAUGGUCCUUGGCAACAAAUGUGACAUCAAUGACAAACGGCAGGUGUCCAAAGAGAUGGGGGAAAAGCUUGCACUAGAGUAUGGAAUAAAGUUCAUGGAGACCAGCGCAAAGUCCAACAUCAACGUGGAAAAUGCGUUUUUGAUGCUGGCCAGAGACAUCAAAUCAAAAAUGGACACAAAAUUGGAGGGCAACACACCGCAAGGAAGCAGUCAGGGCGUAAAGAUCUCAGAGCCUCAGAAAAAGACCAGCUUCUUCCGCUGUAGCCUACUCUGAGGACUGAGGCCUUUCAUACUGACUGGACAUAAAUAGACUGUUCUUGCUCUUAGCACUUCCUCCCCCUUUCUCUCCAGCUAUGGUCAGUCCUAAAAGCCCACGUAAGCCAUUAUAUUGUCAGUAAAUGGAGGACUUCCCCUCCUUGCUUCCUCUUCUGAAAGCUUCCAGAGUUUCAUCUUUUCCAUUUUAAGGAUAAAUGUUGACUUCAUGAGUCAUGGUGCUCUGCUGGUUGGAGGACUCAGCCAGGAGCAUUAUCCAGAUGUUCCAUUUAACACAAAGGAAUGGGCUCUUACUCCAGAGUUAGUCUCUUCAUUAUCCUCACUCACUCAUUCACACAACCGGUAGCAGAACAAGGGAUGAGAAGUCAUUAAUAGUUUGUGGACUGGAUUACAAAUGUGAUAUAUUUAGAUCUAUUUUUAAUAGCACUCUUUCCCUUUUUUUAUGUGACAAAUUUCAACCAGAGGCCGAUGAGCUUGAAAUGCUGUGAAACAGAGCUGUACAGGUUUCCUUUUCACUGUCAGUCAAGGAUCAGACAGAAUGAGCUGAGAGCACUGCUCUUGUUGUCCUUGACAAUUAUUUUUUUUGUGACAGAAAAUGAUUACUCCACCAUUGGUGCAUUCUCCUCCUUUCAGUGAGUGAUGAAGAGGAAUAUAUUAUCUUAAACUACAGUUUAGGUUUUUGUCAUUCUAAUGAUGAAAAUGCAAAUACUCUGUUUAGGAACAUUUCUUGAUGUAGCAAAUGACCAGUCUUAAAUUUGUAAUAAUAGGAUUACUGUAACAAUGAGACCUUAAUUUAUAGUUUGAAACCACAGCCUGUUUGAAGCCACUAAAGAUGUCCUAAAAUAAUCAGUUUAUUGUCACAUGAGGCAGAAAAGCAGCAAUCUCAUUUAUUUGAGAUGCUGCACUUAUUGGUAUUUAUCUUGAAAAAUGACUUUUUAAACGAUUUAUUAUUGAAGUUUGUUUCUCUCCUUUGGUCUGUCGCCUCAGCUCUUCUUUAAAAUAGAUUGAUGUCUGAAUUUUUCCUGUCAGCUCUUAGUCGCAGUUAAGCUGAAUGACGUCUCUGGUUGUUUGAUGAGCAGUUAAAAUCACUUGAAGUUUCACACUGUAAGCCCCUUCUGCCCCUUCCCUGCUGUCAUGCAGCUCUCCUUGCACUUUACCAGUAAAUUGUGGUUUGUGUGUAGUCUGUGCCAAGUGAUAGUUUUGCAAUACAGUACAGCUAUAAAUUUCUUUUGCUCCUUUUGAGUCUUGGUAAUAUAAAGGACAUAUAUUACCAACAUUUUACAACACCCAAAGGACUUGAUCUCCUCUGGUAGUUCACAGCUAGCAGUCCACUGCCCUGUUAUUAGUCCUCUUAAAAACGUUUCCUUCCUCAGACUGUGAGUUAUUUCAGCAUAUAUCUGCAUGUAAAAGAUAAGUCUUUCAGCCUCUCUUUUUUAUACUACUGUGCUUGCCAACCCGUAGUUUAAAAGUAAUAUUUUAUGAGUUUACAUAGAGAUGGCUUGAAUUAAGCUAAAGAUAGCCCUGUUUGGGGUAUUCUGGAUCCUUUUACAGGUUUGUUUUUUCCCAUUGUGGACAUUAGAUCUGACAGCUAGGUGGCGCCAGAAGCACACGGUGCAUCUUAGGUAACUGCCAAACUUCAAAUAUGAAUCAGUAUUUUAUUAGAGACAGCUAAUCUGGGGAGUGUGAUGCAAUUAUGUACACUCCACCUGUGUUGAACUUAGAUGUGGAUUCUGAGUCUGUUUCCAUUGUUUCUAUGUUUAUGUCAGUCUUAAAAUCAAGUUCCUACAUGCACAGUAUUGAGGGACAAUAUGUUUCAUGCACCUUUUGUAAUAUCAAAUAAUUUGGGACCUCAUGAAUACCAUGGCCAUUUGUCUUAACCACUAGUAAUCUAUUCUGUCAUAGGUGAGCUAUGCAUUGUGAAUCUCGGACCUGUGCGUGUGUGUAAUGUACUUUUUUUUUCAGACAUACCUACAGAGCUGUACGGUUGAAUGUAUGGGCUUUUUGUUAUUUUUGUUUUGUGUCAGUCACUGAGCCAAAAAGAGAGGACACGCUCUGUUUAUUUAAAGCUGCAUUGGUGCAUCAGUGCAGGUGAAACCUAGCACAGCGGGGUACUGUUGAGCGGGAAGAGAGCGGGUGUCGAACUGUGAAGACGGCACCGUUUUGUUCGAGCUUUAAGUCAUAAACAGAAACAUAGGGAGCAAACUUUUAUGGGACUCGAGCUGUAUAAUUUUUUUCUGAAAUAUGAUACUUCCUCUUUGAUUUUGUUUUUAAGUCAUAUCUUUUGUUUUCUUGAAAUGUUUCCCUUUUUACAGCCAUAUUUUAUUCCAUUAGUGUGAAGUACACAGGGACAAUAAUAGGAAAAAUCAACAAAACAUUGUAAAUAUCACUAAAAAGUAGGUCUGCUUAAAUUGUACUGUACUUUCUAAACCCAUAUAAAAUGUAUCUACAAUUUUGUAGAUAUGUGAACUUUUGAUUUAAUAAAAUAAGGUUAUAAAACUAA